AUGAUGAGUGUCUAUGUCGAUUCUGUACGAGAUGUGGAAAUUUUGGCCAUACAAAAUAUCACUGCAGAGCAAGGCAAUGUGGCCGAUUAUACCCGUGAGCGAAGAGCGAAGAGCCCUUCAUCCACACCAGAAGGGCUUCUUCAGCCAAGCACGAAUACUUCAAAUGAAAGCGAUAUUUCACAGUCUAUUGCCAACGCUGAACCACCUAAGGAAAACCAACUGAAUGAGACCCCUGGUGGUGGAGGGCCUGCAACGACCAGAAACAACUUUACCGCAGGGGUAGUUGGGGAACCACUACAGCUCCAGAAUAUUGGGCCUGUCGAUCGUACACUCAUCCUGAAGCAACUCAUUUCAAAAACAGCAGAAAAGUAUGAAGGGAGUCUCAUAGCCAUUGGCCAGAACCCAGAAAGCCUAUCCGAUUGUGGAGUAUACCUCCACAUCCUUUGGAGGAAGAGCAACCCACAAAAUUUCUGGUUAUACGUUGGACAGGCAGCAGAGCUUCGAGAACGUAUUCGAACGCAUAACGAUAUCUACCGCCGGAAACGCAACCCAUCCCUGCAUUACCAUGUUUGGGACUCAGCUGAAGAUAUUGAGUCAGUAUUCGUCACACUAGGCUUCAGUGAAAAGCCAACAUCUGUCAAGACCCAGCUAUUGCUGAACCUACUCGAAAUGUGGAUGGCACUGGUCUUCCAAACACUGACAUCGGUGCACCUGGAUCAGUAUCUACCCGAGAGUGUGAACAAACUCUGGUCGGGGAAUCACCUCAACGUUGCACUGCCUUUGUGGCAAGGCUUCACAGAGGAGGACCAAGCUGUAGGCCUCGCAGUUGGUGGUCGAAUGUCUUUUCAGCAGCAUUUAUUUUCCGACGACCCGACAAUUCGUCAAUGGGCAGAAAAUGCAAGAGACGCGUUUAAUGAUAUCCGAAACUCUCCCGACGCUUUACUGAGACAGUAUUAUCAAAAUCUUCUCUCCAGGUGUCGAGCCCGGGGCCAGGAAGCCUCGCAGAGAAGAAAGUCGAUGAACAUCAUGAAAUACUUGGAACCAACAAAGACAACAGUAAAGACGUCCCAUGAAGGUGAACUAUGCGAAGUAUUAUGCGGUUCCUUCAGAUUUACAAUCUCACAGUUGCUUGGACUACAUUUGAAAGCUGGUGACCAAGUUUUCCUUCAAUUCCACCUAGCAGGAAGCCGUCACCCCAACGCCUAUGCUCAAUUGGCUGAAACAAGAGACCCAGCGAGUCGACUGGCAGUUUCAAUCAGCGGUCAUGAUGCCCAGGGAAGUUUCCACACCUGGCUCCAAACCCAGGGAAUUCGAAACGUCUACAAAAUGAAUUCUCUAGUGGAUGUGCUGGAGGGUUUUUCCUUCGAGGAAAGCCAAAAAUUCGAACGACGUUGGCAUUCAGUGAGGCUGGUUGCUGGUGAUGGAUCUUCACGGAAGAAUGUGUAUACUUGA
This is a messenger RNA of Aspergillus nomiae NRRL 13137, 1452 nucleotides long. RefSeq lists its product as uncharacterized. Bases 1 to 1452 code for a protein of 483 amino acids. The transcript is spliced from 4 exons. Lineage: Eukaryota; Fungi; Ascomycota; Eurotiomycetes; Eurotiales; Aspergillaceae. The record is from RefSeq and is a predicted model, not a curated record.